CUUGGUGAUGUUGACUGUGUGUCACUAUUAUUAAUGCUGAUUGUAACAACUCAGCAACUGCGAGUUAGCUCCACACUCCUAAGGUUGCAAUAAGGAGUGUCUAUAACACUCACCUAACAGCACAUGGCUUUGCCUCUCUUGACUUGAUUGUUUGUGAAUUUGGCAGACCAAGACGGACCCUCCGAUUCAAAUGAAGUAGCUGGAGUUUCUACCAUCAGACAAAUCCAGUUAAGAAGACCGGUGUGACAAUGAGUUCGUGAUUCUUCCUGUUCAACAACUUCAAAGUCCCCUGUGCUACUGCAACUGCAAUGUCCCACCAUGUGAACUCUGCCCAUACAUGUCACCCUCUUGUAGGCCACCGAGCAAUCUUCAAUCAAAACUUCACCUCAUUGGUUUCUAUAUACAGAGAGAGCACCAGCUUUCAUCUCAAAACAAACCAAAAUCAUAAUCAGCAGCUCAGAACUUGGACACUAAGUCUUCUUCCCUGAUCAAACUUUGAGAGAAAUGGCUAUGAUGCGAGGUAUUUUGGCUGCAAGAAAGAUUCUAACAAGCAAAGCAGCUUCAACACCAAAAGGAUUUCUUGCGGUAUAUGUAGGGGAGAGUCAGAAGAAGAGAUAUAUGGUGCCAGUUUCGUUCUUGAACCAGCCUUCUUUUCAAGCUCUGCUGAGUACAGCCGAAGAAGAGUUCGGGUUUGAUCAUCCUAUGGGUGGCUUGACAAUCCCUUGUCCUGAAGAUACUUUUGUCGCUGCAGCUUCUCAGCUAUGAUAGUAGAACCAAACAGAUUUUUUUUUUUUUUUACUAGAGAAUUAGAAACCUAUGUAUAUACAAACCUUUUUCCUCUUUCUUGUUGAAAGAGUUGUUCUAAAGGAGAGAAAUUAAAUGGAAACACGAGAGUUGG
Arabidopsis thaliana (thale cress) is the source of this 898-nucleotide messenger RNA. Its product is annotated as SAUR-like auxin-responsive protein family. The transcript has a single exon. NCBI's taxonomy places the organism in Eukaryota, Viridiplantae, Streptophyta, Magnoliopsida, Brassicales, Brassicaceae. The record is from RefSeq and is marked reviewed. Gene Ontology annotation, biological process: response to auxin. The coding region runs from base 505 to 765 and encodes 86 amino acids.